This is a messenger RNA of Penicillium diatomitis, 978 nucleotides long. RefSeq names its product lytic polysaccharide monooxygenase auxiliary activity family 9 protein. The coding region runs from base 1 to 978 and encodes 325 amino acids. The record is from RefSeq and is a predicted model, not a curated record. The transcript has 2 exons. NCBI's taxonomy places the organism in Eukaryota, Fungi, Ascomycota, Eurotiomycetes, Eurotiales, Aspergillaceae.
AUGCAUUUCACUACUCUCGUUGGUGUCGCCGCUGUGCUGGCUGAGUCCGCCUCGGCCCACUACAUCUUCAGCAAGCUCGUUGUGAACAACCAGGUCUCCAACGACUGGGAGUACAUCCGCCAGACCACCCGUCAGGUGAACUACUACCCUACCAAGUUCUACAAGACCUUCGACAACCUCACCCCCAACGACAACGACUUCCGUUGCAACUUGGGCUCCUUCCAGAAUGCUGGCAAGACCAAGGUUGCCACUGUUGCCGCUGGCGACACUCUUGGCAUGAAGCUCUUCUACGACGCCAAGGUCCAGCACCCCGGUCCCGGUCAAGUGUGGAUGUCCAAGGCUCCUUCCGGCAACGUUAAGGAGUACGAGGGUGACGGCGAAUGGUUCAAGAUCUGGGAGAAGACCCUUUGCAACGAGAACGGUGAUCUCACCAAGGACGCCUGGUGCACCUACGGCAUGGACCGCUUCGAGUUCCAGAUCCCCAAGGACACUCCUGCCGGCGAGUACCUUGUUCGUGCUGAGCACAUGGGUCUCCACGGUGCUCAGGCCAACGAGGCCGAGUUCUACUACAGCUGCGCUCAGGUCAAGGUGACCGGUGACGGCAACGGCGCUCCCGCCCAGACCUAUAAGAUCCCCGGUCUGUACAACGACAACAUGGUUCUCUUCAACGGUCUCAACCUGUGGGUCGACAAGGCUGCCCAAAUCAACGCCGAUAUUGCCAAGACCCCCAUCGGUGAUGCUCCCUGGACUGGCGGUGGUAGCGCCCAGCAGUCCAGCAGCGGCAACGACAAGAACCAGAACCAGAACCAGAACCAGAACCAGAACCAGAACCAGAACCAGAAUCAGAACCAGGGUGCUUCUGCUCCCUCUAACGGUAACUCCUGGAACUCCUGGAACCCCUGGAGCAAGCAGAACGCUGCUGCUCAGGGCUCUGACGCCACUCACACCGAUGCCAAUUGCAACGGCGGCAUGCACUAA